GUCAUGUGACGACAGUAGGAAAUCGCUAAAAUGGCAGACGACACAAUAGUGAGGUGUCUGUUGUGCUGCUUUUGUGCACUUGUGAUUCCUACAGCAGUCACCAUUGCCUCUGAACCUACUCAGAUUUGUGGUGCUCCUAACUAUGAUGUGAGGAAUCUGACUGCAAGGGUUUGGAAGUUUAUGGUCCCAAGCACCUUCUGCCUGCGAACUCAAAAUGGCUCAGUACCAGAUGAUGGAUGUGAAAUUCAGAUGGCAUUCUGUCGUAAUCUUAAUGAAUCAAGAAACUGUUCCUCAGCUAGUGUAUGUGAAAACUACAAUGUUGCAAGUGAACAGUUCACAUACAAGCUUGGCUCAUAUGUGCAACAGCCAUUUAACGUAACAGGUGAAGUUGUGGGACAAGGGUUUCAUGUCAGUAGUGGUGAUGGACAGAAUUAUACAGACAGCGAAAACAAGACAUGCACCCUAAAAACAGUUAUGACAUUUAUUUGUAAUAAGUCUGCCAUAUGGGAGAAAGGCAAUUCUGAAGGGCCAACUACUGUUCCCAUAAAUCCAAACAUCAUGUUUGAUCCUGCAACUUGUUUGUAUAAUUUUACCUUUCAUUUUGCUGGUGCCUGCCCUUUAACUUCACCUUCAACACCUGUCCACACACUCAGUCCAGGCAGUGUUUUGUUACUCAUCUUUUUCGUUUCCCUCAUUGUAUAUUUUGCACUGGGAUCACUUGUGAACACGGCAAGAGGAAAACAUGGUCAAGAAAUAAUACCUCAUAAUAAAUUUUGGACAUCCUUACCUGUCUACGUUGCUGAUGGUUGUGAGUACAGCUUGUCUUGUGGAAGAAGGCAGGGAGGACAGAAAUAUGAAAGCAUCUAACAUUUUUAUGUGCUUUUGUUUAAGUUUUUUCAAGUAUGUAUCAUAUGUAAAAGCUCUGAUCAUCUGAUAUACCUUAAUAAAUAGCAUAGGUUGUCAGGCACACAUGGCAUAAAGAGUAGUUUCCAAAAACAGUUUUGUUACUUGUUUUUUAGGACUUUCAUUAAAAGCUGUAAAAAGCUUCUGGAUUUACUUGAAAGAAGUAAUCAAAUCAUUUUGUUGCUUAGAUUGUACCCACCAAUAUUUGCUUUAUAUAGAAGGAAAUCAUAGUUGAGUACAUCAGAUAGUCCUUAGUCCUUUUGAAUUAUCUGGUGAACUGGUGAAACCUUUCUUGCUCACCUAAUUUCCUUGGUUCCCAACUAAAAUUGUCAAUACAUACAUCAAUUUUCCAAGUUAGCUAUAUAUUAAUAGGAUAUUGUCUUGGAAUUCUGUGUUUCAAUGUGAUAUAUUAUUUCUUUGGUUGAAUAGGUCUUUAAAAGCUAGGAAUCAUUGUGAAUUUUGUAGUAACUUGCUUCUUUAGUCAAACUGUUUUAUUAAGCCUGUUUUUGCCUCUAUAAUUGUUGCAGAUUAACAGCGUUUUGUCCAUUUUCAGGACUAAGUCAUAAGAAAAAUUGUUAACCACUUGUAACAAGUUUGGUUGUUAUUGGGUGGGUGGUGAGGAAGCAGGAAUACAAAGGCAUGAGUGCUUUGAAUUUAUUCUUGUUACACAUGAUCACAUUACAGUAGUGUGUGGUAUGAGGCAUACAGCCUUGAUGUUUUGAGAAGCUUUGAAUCCUUUUUCCUGCUGCUUUAUAUAUUAAAAUAUUGCAUGUUUAUCUACUUAAUUUAAUGUAUUGAAAGUGUGCCUUAUAUUUGCAAACUUUUCAUAGUCUAGAAAUCUGAAAGCAUGCAGAUAUGGUCAUAUGUAUAUUGUGACUUUUUCUAGAUAAUAACAUUUAAUAUUUCGUUAUUUGCAAAAUAGCUGUGAUAGUAAUUGUAUGUUAAUUCAAUGCCACUUACAGGAGGCAUGACUCAUACACACACACACAAAAAUCCAUAUAACAUAGUUUUUUCAUUAUUUUUAAUUCAUAGAUUGAUUUUUUUUUACCUUGGCAUUUGGUUGAUCAUAUCAGGGUUAGGGUUAGGAAAUGUGUUAUAGACCUAGAUACCAUUCUAUUAUAUUUUCUUGGAUUGUAGUCUAUCAAAUCAUUUAAAAGUUACAGACCUAGAUGUGGUUCUAGAUUCAAACUGUAAAAGCUGCAUUAAUUGCAAAAGCCACAAGCUAAUCUGUUUUCUUUAUGGCAAUAUAUCAGUUCAUGAAACCACAACACAUUAAAAUAUGGAGUUGAUAUCUGCAUGUUGUAAGCAUUUAAUGCUUAUUAUAAUCACAAGAUGUGAAUCACAUAUAAAAAGAUGAUUGUAGGUUGUCUUUUACAGCAGAAAAGCAUGCCCAAUUUUAUUCAUUAUUUUAUUCACACAUCAAUAAAGAAAGCCAUUAUACUUAAUACUUAUAUUGUUGAAUAAUCCUGAAAAAACUGUGCUAGCAUAUAUAAAAAUAUAUAAUCAUGCUUAUUAUGAAAUUAUAUAACAUAUGUAAUAACCUGUUUAAACAUUGUCAACAUAUCUGUUUAUAUGCCAUGGUGCUGAUUAGAUAUAUUGUUUAUUAAUCUAUACUUUUCUUAGCACCCUAAAGACAACACAUAUAUUUAAUGUGUAAUUGGCUGUCAUUGUCAUUGUCAGACAUUACAUCUUUGAUAAAUGAGUUUUUCAAAUUGGUGAAAUCAAAAGUUGAUGAAUUUAACACAUGGUGAGAAAUCUAAUUAUGAGUGAGAUAAGGUUGUAUUUUUGCCAUCAUGUCAAAAUGAGAUAUUUAUUUUUUUAUAUUACACAUAUUUGUUUUAUCUGUACACAAAAGAGGAAUGUCUUUUUUGUGUGGUUGACAUAUUUUAAUGCCAGCUGCUGCAUAUUGAAAUACGAGGGUGUUUUUCUUGUAUCUGAUUUUUUUUGUAACUUUCCUGGGAUCACAGGUGUGCCCAUGCAUGAGAUAGAGAGACUUGGAAGCUGUGAAUGACAGACAUAUUUAUUCAUUUAAGUGAGGUGUUCUCCAAAAUGGUGGACUUAACAUUGCAGCAAAAUAUUGAUCAAAUUUCAAAUACUUCAAUCAUGAAUUUAAGCAAUUUUCUUUUGAACAUGACUGCAUCUAAACUCUAAUUUGGUCUUUUUUUUCAAUGAUGAUGAUAAUAAUAAUAAUGGUAAUAAUCAGAGAACUUAUAUGGUGCUGUUCCCCAAUCAAACCCAUGAUCCCGGUACUUUACAAAACUAUUUAAAUGUUUACUAACAAAACGUGUUCUAUGCGUUACCACUUUAACCUGACAAAGCCAAGUAAUAAAUUAUAAGGUCUUCAUCAACAAAGUAGAAAAUAAACUUGGUCCUGCAGUUCAUUCAUGUGCAUGGUGGGCUGCUAUAUGUUUGUUACAUACUUUGUUGGUAGGCUCCUGCUUUCAUUCAAUUCACAAUUGAAGCAUAAUAUUUUGAACGAAAUAAUCAUUUUCUCAAAAAGAAACCAUCUUUAAAAAUGCAAUUAUUCACCAAUAGUUUAGUUAGUUUAUUCCUUAAUUGUUGCUCCUUUGAGGAGCAUAGGGCCACAACAACACCUCUCCAGAUUUCUUUUAUUUUAAGAAGAUUGAGGGGUACGUACAGUAUUAGAAAGUGCAUUCAGUUUCAGUUUGUCGUGUUAGCAGAUGUCGGUGAAGUUUUUUUCCAAAAGAUUAAUUUUGCAAGCCUGGAAAACAUUUUAAUGGUUAUUUGGAAGAGUUAUUACAAUAUGAAAAAUUUUCUCGUGAACAUUAACCUGUAAGAAAAUCUUGUAAUGGCAUCAACAAAUAUCUUCAUUUAAGGGUUUUGAAUGUCAAAAGGUUCACAUCUAAUUUUUAAUUGCAUUUCCAUUGCAAUCACAGGCUGACCUACAGUCUAGAAUGUCUGUGCAGGUGUUUGAAUUAUUUGCAACUCUAUGUUCAUGUACCAUGCCUGGAGCAUCCAUUCUGAAGGACAGGUGUGCCUCAAAUCACGAACUUGUAUUAUUGGACUGCUGGCAGACAAUUUUUUCCAGUUUAACUGCUAAAACGAGGCAUUAGACGACAAAGCUUCCGGUUUAUUCACAUUCUUUGUUUAGGCUCGCCAAGACUAACAGCGGAUCACUUCGCAUGAGGGUAAAUGUUGGUCUUGGCAGACAGACAGCUAUACACGUCCAUGCUCAAAUGAAUUGCUGCUGCUAUUUUUGUUCUUGGCAUGACACUUGAUUGUGUAAAAUGUGUCAAAAAAGACUUUGUAAUUUUGUCAGUAUGUUUACAGAGGUAAAUAUAACUAUGUCUACAUCAGCAGUGUAUAUAAUCACAAAAUUUAUUGCAAGUGAAAGGAUCCAUUCAGCAUGGUCACAUAAGGGACCCACAACGAAGUUUACACUCCUCUUAACCCCUCAACCCCCACCCUCCACACAAAACGCAGAUAGAUGUGCAUACAGUGUGCGUGCCCAUAUAAGUAGAUGGAGCACAAACAAUUAGGAAGUUUUCAUUUUCCAAAAAGUGUACUGAUGUCAGUGUUUAUAACUGUGCAAAAAUAAACAGUUUCAUCAAGCAAA
Molecule: messenger RNA, 4480 nt
Organism: Pomacea canaliculata
Lineage: Eukaryota; Metazoa; Mollusca; Gastropoda; Architaenioglossa; Ampullariidae
Exons: 6
Coding region: 31-867 (278 amino acids)
Cellular component (GO): trans-Golgi network
Source: RefSeq, a predicted model, not a curated record